UGAUCGAUUGUGCUGAAGGAACUGUUCGCCAGUUCGAGCAGCAGCCGCGCAGGGUAAAUCAACAGAACCUUCGAAUCGGCAGGGUGAACAAAAUCUUCGUGACUCAUAUGCAUGCCGACCACGUAAUGGGUAUAAUCACGCUCUUGCGCAAUGUUUUGUUUCCUCCGCGAAUUCCGCUUCCAGACCCGAGCACAAUCAGGGCAGCGCCACCUUUUGAACUUUACGGUCCUGCGGGGCUGCGCCAGUUUGUGAGAACCAUCUUCAACUUGACUUGCACCAGAACUUCGGAGCGUUUUGUUGUGCACGAACUUCUUACCCCAAAGGACGACCUGACGCCAUGUAAUACGGAAGUCUUACAUCCAAAUGAGUGCAUCGGAGAAGACAUUGUUUGCUCCGAAGAUGGCAUUUGGCACGAAUUCUACUCUCAAAGAGGGUCUAUGAGCAGCAUCGUCGUAGAUGCUGGGCCCAUUUCGCAUAGAGAUCCAUGCCUCGGAUACGUGUUUCGAGAGGCCGAAGGCUCACGACGGAAAGUGGUCGUCCUCGGUGAUACCUACGAUGCGUCAGCAAUUAUACCUCUUGCGAAAUCACCGAACCUUCUGGUUCAUGAGGCGACCGACGCGUAUAUUCCUCGAGAUGUAGAUCCUUCGGUGAAACGGAAGAAGGAAGUGGUCGAAGAGAAGAUCUUAGCAAGGGGACAUUCUACUCCUGUGAUUGCCGGGCAGUUCGCCAAGGAAGUUGAGGCUGAGCAAUUAGUACUUAACCACAUUGGGAGCAGACAUCCUGCUCCUCAUUUUCCUUAUCGUCGAGGCGAUGUGAGGCUAGCUGUGAUGAAUGAGUUUGAGAGACAAGCGAGCGAGGCAUGGGGCAUGGGGAAGGCAAAGGUUGCGUACGAUUACAUGCGGAUCACGAUCCCGGUGCCCAAAUAGGUUCAGUGACGAGCCGAGAAGUCGAUGUUAAUGUAUCAGCCCGCGCCCACUGGACGGACCACAAAUGCAGUAAACG
Messenger RNA from Coniophora puteana RWD-64-598 SS2, 1002 nucleotides. RefSeq lists its product as uncharacterized. Gene Ontology annotation, cellular component: nucleus. Gene Ontology annotation, molecular function: 3'-tRNA processing endoribonuclease activity. Bases 108 to 926 code for a protein of 272 amino acids. The record is from RefSeq and is a predicted model, not a curated record. Lineage: Eukaryota; Fungi; Basidiomycota; Agaricomycetes; Boletales; Coniophoraceae. The transcript has 5 exons.